AUGAAAAGUGUUCAUGAAAAAGUUGAACUUAUUGGUCCCACUAAUUUUUACAUAAUGAGCCUGUCAAAGUAUUUGAUACUUUUGUAUCGCGGUGAAACUGUGAAAAAAUGUUUUAAACACAUUGAAGAGGAUUGGAAAUUUUGCUCAAUUCAUGAAAAUUAUCGUCAAAUUAUGUUAAAGAAUGCACACUAUGGAAGAUAUUUAAUAAUUUUGUGUGCUAUUUUUAUGUAUUGUGGAGGUUUUGGUUAUCAUUUGGUACGUCCAUUGGUGUCGGAGAAAAUAAUCACUCAUGAGAAUAUAACAGUGAUACCAUAUCCAGCACCAGUUUAUGGGAAAUUUUUGAAUACUGGUUACAGUCCGUAUUAUGAAAUUAUUUUCAUUUUGUUACUUGUCGCUGAUUUUGUUCUAUUUUCUGCGACUGUUGUGCCAUUUAGUUUUGCAUCAGUUUUGACACUACAUGCCUGUGGACAAUUGGAAAUUGCCACAAUUUAUUUGAAUGAUCUUGUUAGUGAAACGAGGAAGGAAACAAAUUUUGCUCAUGAAAGAUUGAUUAUUAUUAUAAAUUCACAUUUGAGAGUUUUGAGUUUUGUCUCUCAACUGGAGCAAUUACUGAAUGAAAUAUGUUUGAUCGAAGUUGUGGGAUGUUCAAUGAAUAUGUGUUUAGUCGGUUCUUAUAUAAUAGAGAGUUGGAAGAAGGAUGAUUUAACUGCCACUAUUUCGUAUGCGGUCAUUCUUUUAUCGUUCACUUUUAAUAUUUUUAUCUAUUGUUAUCUGGGAGAAUUGUUAACUACUCAGGCGACAAAACUUGGCGAGAAGGGUUACAUGAUUGAAUGGCAUCGACUGCCAAGAAAAAUAUCACUGGAUUUGUUACUUUUCAUUAGAGUUUGUCAAUUUCCAGCAAAAAUUACUGCUGGAAAAGUUGUGACACUCUCAAUGGCUACAUUCAGUAAAGUAUAUUUAUUGGAUUGCAGGUAAUUAAAUCAUCUGCGGCAUAUUUCAAUGCACUCUGGAAACUG
Molecule: messenger RNA, 1016 nt
Organism: Leptopilina heterotoma
Lineage: Eukaryota; Metazoa; Arthropoda; Insecta; Hymenoptera; Figitidae
Exons: 5
Coding region: 1-975 (324 amino acids)
Biological process (GO): sensory perception of smell; detection of chemical stimulus involved in sensory perception of smell
Cellular component (GO): plasma membrane
Molecular function (GO): olfactory receptor activity; odorant binding
Source: RefSeq, a predicted model, not a curated record